AUGGCUUCAGCUCGCUACGCCUACGUCAAGGACUUGGGGGAGGGCAGUUUCGGCAAGGUGGUUCUGGCAACAGACCGGGAAACGGGCGAGCAAGUGGCGAUCAAGAAGCUGACGCGUCAGUACCUGGACACGCGCCUGCUAGAGGCGGAGGUGGUCAACCACAGCAGCCUGUACCACCCACACGUUAUCCGCUUCAGAGAGGUUUUCCUGUCUCCCAACAACUUCAACAUCGUGAUGGACUAUGCCAGCGGGGGCUCCCUCUUCAGCUACGUGCGCAGCAAGGGCCGCCUGAAGGAGCCCUUCGCGCGCUGGUGCUUCCAGCAGCUCGUGCUCGGAGUGGACUACUGCCACAAAAAGGCGCGGCGCUCAGCGCGGCGCGCAUGCUUUGGUGUGGCCAACCGGGAUCUGAAGCUCGAGAACACACUGCUGGACUGGCCGCACCCCAGCCUGUCGAAGCCGAUAGUGAAGAUCUGCGACUUUGGGUACUCCAAGCACGACUCGCGCUCGGCACGCACCCAGGCCGGCACAUUUUGCUACAUGGCGCCGGAGGUGCUGCGCAACGCUAAUCGGUCAAAGUACGACGCGAAAAAGGCCGACAUCUGGUCCUGCGGCGUCGCCCUUUACGUCAUGUUGGUCGGGCGGUGA
Messenger RNA from Monoraphidium neglectum, 645 nucleotides. RefSeq names its product kinase. Gene Ontology annotation, biological process: intracellular signal transduction; protein phosphorylation. The coding region runs from base 1 to 645 and encodes 214 amino acids. The record is from RefSeq and is a predicted model, not a curated record. Gene Ontology annotation, molecular function: ATP binding; protein serine/threonine kinase activity. The transcript is spliced from 7 exons. Lineage: Eukaryota; Viridiplantae; Chlorophyta; Chlorophyceae; Sphaeropleales; Selenastraceae.